AUGGACGUGAAGAAUUACGGGUCGGUGGUCAUCGAGCUGGAGGACACCAAGGUCCCGACGACCGUCGACAACUUCCUGAGCUACGUCGACGACGAGUACUACGACGAGCUCGUGUUCCACCGCGUCAUCAAGGGCUUCAUGAUCCAGGGGGGCGGCUACGACCGCCAGUACGAGAAGCAGCCCACGAACGACCCCAUCCCGCUCGAGGCCGACCGGGGUCUGGACAACGACAAGGGCACGAUCGCGAUGGCGCGCACGGGCGACCCCGACAGCGCGACGUCCCAGUUCUUCAUCAACACGGUGGACAACGGCUCGCUGGACCCGGGCAUGGGGCGGGACGGGUACUGCGCCUUUGGGACGGUCGUCGAGGGCAUGGACGUCGUCGAGCGCAUCGAGGGCGUCGCGACGGGCAGCCGCAACGGCAUGGACGACGUGCCAAAGGCGACGGUGGUCAUCGAGCGCAUCCGG
This is a messenger RNA of Aureococcus anophagefferens, 468 nucleotides long. RefSeq lists its product as hypothetical. Gene Ontology annotation, biological process: protein folding; protein peptidyl-prolyl isomerization. The record is from RefSeq and is a predicted model, not a curated record. The annotation marks the transcript as partial. The transcript has a single exon. NCBI's taxonomy places the organism in Eukaryota, Pelagophyceae, Pelagomonadales, Pelagomonadaceae. Gene Ontology annotation, molecular function: peptidyl-prolyl cis-trans isomerase activity.